AUGGCUAGAACAAAAAGGACCCGACGAACAACUCAAUCUUCUCAAUUGGCAGCUUCUGCCACUCCUUUGAAUCAACCAUCCACAACUCCUUCGACCCAACCAUCCACAACUACUUUCACAACUUCUUUGACUCAACCAUCCACUAUACCUUCGACCCAACUAUCUAUUACUUUACUACAAACCAGACAAUCCACCACUUUGACCACCACUUCGACCAGACAAACCACACCUUUGACCAGACAAACCACCACUUCGACCAGACAAACCACCACUUCGGCCAGACAAACCACCACUUUGGUCAGACAAACUACCACUUCGACCACCCCUUCAACCCAACCAUCUAUUACUUCGACAACCCCUUCGACCCAACCAUCCAUUACUUCGACAACCCCUUUGACCCAACCAUCCACUACUCCAAUCCAGCCUACAGUAGUUAUUUCUCCACAAAGAACCACCUCUCCUCAUUCGCCUUGUUCACCUCGUUCACCACUAAGAACUAUAAGAAGCAGAAGCUGA
Molecule: messenger RNA, 516 nt
Organism: Ambispora leptoticha
Lineage: Eukaryota; Fungi; Glomeromycota; Glomeromycetes; Archaeosporales; Ambisporaceae
Source: the annotation of a GenBank genome assembly